Molecule: messenger RNA, 3282 nt
Organism: Penicillium daleae
Lineage: Eukaryota; Fungi; Ascomycota; Eurotiomycetes; Eurotiales; Aspergillaceae
Product: Sfi1 family protein
Exons: 2
Coding region: 1-3282 (1093 amino acids)
Source: RefSeq, a predicted model, not a curated record
AUGCCUCCGAUAUCCUCGCAGCGGCGCGCCUUGACCGAAGAGGCCUCAUCGCUCUCCGAUGACGAUGUCGGUUUUCUCUACCAAGUUGUCAGUCGCGCCGAGGGGAAACCCGAGGUUGAGCGACUUCCAUUCCGAGCGCUUUUCGCGGCAUACGAUGAGGUGAUCAGUGAACAUGGAGUUGACGCGGACCCGGGCCAUGCAUGCCUACGAUUUCUCUUCAAAAUGGGGAGCAAAGAGGUGCAGGGACCCUCGCUCUUCGACAAAUUCGAGAGCGCGCUCCAGCAGAUGGGAAUCUUGAUUGAAUUUGGAGACGACGGCUCCACAGGUCUCAACGAAACGACACAAAACGAGCCUUCGGUCCUCGAUGGAACGGCUAGCCACGCAGGUGUCGAGAACCAUUAUCCUAUCACAAAUGGAACCCCGAUUACACCUCGAAGGCGUGCGUCGUUCAAUACUACACUCGACAUUGGAGAAGAUGCCACUCAGAAAAGCUACGUCGAACGCCCAAGCUCACGCGCAUCUAUGUCUCGACUCGAGACCGGAAAGCCCGACUUCUCAAAGCUGAAGUUAUCCCCGAGGCCCAAAGCUCAGGAUCCACGGUCAAAAUCUCCGGAUCGCACGCAACUGAUCGCGCAGUUUUUGGACGUUGGUCGCCGAUUGAUAAGUCGGUUUGAGGCUGCACAACAUCGGAAUAAGAGCGACGAGCAGGAAAAACCUCCAUUGACGAAUGGCAUUGUUGCACGCUCAGCCGUUCACCAUGAUCGCUCAAAGCGAAUGGCCGAGGGCGCGAAAACCCGUCGCUCGCCCUCAAUAAGUUCAUCGGACACAUUCGAGUCCGGUGAAUCACACUCCGAAGUGUCACAGGCGACAGGGCAUGAUUCUAUUGGUAAAGAAAAUGUUCCGCCGGAGAUGCUCUACCGACCUCAACUUUCGGACUUGCUUCGAGACGCAUCUACAUUCAAUAUGUACCGACAACGAGCAAAUUGCCGCCGGAUAUUGACGCAAUGGUUGAAACAAGCCUUCCACGCGCGACAUAUUCGUGAGACCAGAGAGUCUGUCGCUAUCAAUCGUGACCGAAGCGCAUUGCUCCGACAGGCAUUUGAGCCGUGGCAAGCAAUUAUUCAGGACAAGCGUCAUACAGCCAGGACGGAGCGUUUCUUUAAGCACCUCGAGGAACGUGCCAGUCGUGCCCGAGACUUGUAUCUGAUGACGAAAGCAUUCACUCACUGGGCUCAACUCACAUCGGAGGAGGUCGCCCGCACGUCUGCAGCUCGAAGACAUGUGUUGAGUGUCAAAUACUUUAAUGCCUGGCGGGAGAUCACUGCUGUCAACGAAUUGAAAGCCCAGCGGUUUGCUUUGCAAAGACCGUUUAAUAAGUGGCGCAAGAAAGCUGCUGAUUUGAAAGCGGCAGAAGCCAAAGCAGUUACUGUUCAUAAAGACAGUCUACGACAUGCCUCUUAUUGGCAGUGGUUCUGGUGCUUUUGCGAUCGGCGUGCCCCCGAGUGGUACGAAAGUCAACUAAAGAGGCGGUCCUUGCUGUACUGGCUUCGGAACUUCCGUACCAAUCGCGAGCGUGAGCAAGAGAUUGUCCUCCACAACAGAAAAACGUCACUAGCUAGUGUGCUUCAGGCCUGGUCCCUGAAAUCGAAGGCCAUUGCUUCUGCGCAACAGAAAGCCGAAGGCUCUCAGCGUUACCACGCUCUCAAAGAGACAUUUGACGAGUGGAAAAUCCAAGCCAAGCUAGCUCCUGCUGCUAGCCAGGUGACCAAAAUGGUGGACUGCAGAAUUCUGCGAACUGCUCUCUCGAAAUGGAUUGGAAAAGCCCGUCUGGCUGAACAAGCAGUAGAGAUGGACCGGAUCCGAGUUGAGCGAAAUGCCUGGGUAUCAUGGAAUGAUACACUGCGUUGUUUGGCUCUCCAAGCGCGAAUUGAUGAGCGAUUGAAGAUGGAAACUAUGUAUAAAUGGGUCUUAAUGGAAAGAUUUCAGUUGAUGCGCCGAAUACGGGAGCAGCGCAUCAAGCGCGAAGUGUUUUCCCGAUUUGUGACGAACACUCGAGACACUUACACCCAACUCCUCUCCCACGCAGAGGUACAUGAAGACCACUGGGCUGAAGAGCUAGUGCGCUCAAAAUUCGCCAUCUGGCGAGACCAACUGUUGCUUCAGCGGGAGCGUGAAUAUACCGCCUUCGAAUUCUAUGCUCCUCGCCUCGCACAAGAAUCUAUGAUGGCGUGGAGAUCUAAACAUCAACAGAUUGUGAAGAUGGAGAGCUGGGCUCGUGAUGCUGAAUUUUACUUCCUCAUGAAACGAUCCUUGAAGAAUUGGCAUCAGGCCACGUUGGACUCUGCUAAACGACGGCGCAAGGAUGCCUAUUCGAAGAUGCGGCGGAAGGUCAAGGUCAACAUGGCUUCCAAAGCCCUUUCCACAUGGGCAUCCAAGACUCAGGUCAUUACGAACAUGGAACAACAAGCGGCAGAGCUUGACAAGCAGAAAUUACUGAGUGACGUGGCUGAUAUUUUCAGUGGCUGGCAUGCAAAGACUCUCAAAAGGGUGCAGGAUUACCAGGAAGCUGAUUUGCACUAUUUCCGUCAGAUUGCUUUUGACCAGUUGAUCCAACUUUCGGAGACCUAUGUGAUUCGUCGUGAGAUGGAAGACCAGGCCGACUCCGUGUACCGCAGACACGUCCUCUUCCAUGCAGGUGCAUCCCUUCGCAAGCUCAGCCUUCGAAUAUUCCAGAUGAGGAGCACUGUUGAGACCGCGGAGGCGAUGCGGGAAAGAACCUUGCGCAAGCAUUCCAGGAAUCUUUUCCGCCACUGGGUGGAUAGCACUCACCUCAAGCUUGAAGCUCGUGAUUCGCCGGGACCUGCCUUGACAUCCACUCAACACUCGAGGUUCGGAGAAGUUGAGCGCCCCGGGUCUGCCCUAUUCGACCCGUGGUAUCAAAACCCCUCCGAGACUCCCUUUAAGAUGACUGAUUUCACGACGAAUUCCACGGAGCCGGUCUCCGCAAGCCCUCUGGCCACACCAAACUAUAUGACCUCGCCGUCUAAGCGUGCUGCUCGGGCACGAGCACUCGCGCAGAUGUCCACGACCCCUGCCACGCCCCUACACACACCAUUUGCCAGUCGAUUGCUACGCGCUGAAGCUUCAGCCCCUCGAACUGCGUCUUCCCGACGACCACAAACAGGUCGGAGAAGCUUUACAGGGACCAGCGUCCGAUUUGUGGACGAAGAACUACCCGAAUCUCCCACCGAUGGCCGGCGGUCGGCCAAUCGACGACCCUAA